AGGAGAAGGAGGGACGAAGGAAGACGGGUCCAAUUUUUGGGGCUCCCUCUCAUUUCCUGGGACUGAAUCUUUUAAAGAGUCCAACUCAACAUUUUCUUUAUUCAUUUUGUUAGGUGAAUCUUUUUUCUCGGGACGGACUCUCAUUUCAAGAGCUCACUUCAUUAGGUGAAUUUCUCUCCCAGCAAUUCGCCCUCGGUUCUCCCUUCUGCAAGUUCAAUGGCCAAUUCAUUAUAUCAUGCGACAACCUCUCGAGUCGGACUCCGAGACCAAUGUCUCGGCGUUGGUCAGGUUUCUCAGAGUGCUUUUAGAUCAAUUUCCUUUUCGUCGCAGCUUUCGGAUUUCUCUCUCAGAAGUUUGAAAACUCGAAAACAUGUAGGGUUCAAUUAUAACGUCACGCUGGUGAAGGCAAAAAGUAAUCUAGAUGAAAUAGAUAUCGAUAUUUUUCUCAGCCCAAGAGUGAACUCUGUCAAACCUUCCAAGACGGUGGCCAUAAGUGACCAAGCCACAGCUCUUGUACAAGCUGGCGUUCCCGUUAUUCGGUUGGCUGCCGGAGAACCUGAUUUCGAUACACCAGCUGUUAUAGCGGAGGCUGGAAUCAACGCAAUUCGCGAAGGUUACACGAGAUAUACCCCAAACGCGGGUACAUUAGAGCUGCGCGAAGCAAUUUGUCAUAAGCUAAAAGAGGAGAACGGACUUGCUUAUACUGCUGAUCAAAUUGUAGUCAGUAAUGGAGCCAAGCAGAGUCUUGUUCAAGCAGUACUUGCAGUUUGUUCCCCAGGAGAUGAGGUCAUUAUUCCAGCUCCAUACUGGGUUAGUUACCCAGAAAUGGCAAGGUUGGCCGAAGCAAAGCCUGUGAUCCUACCAACACGCAUUUCAGACAAUUUUCUAUUAGACCCAAAACUCCUUGAGUCCAAAUUAACUGAAAGAUCAAGACUGCUAAUUCUCUGUUCACCAUCUAACCCAACAGGAUCUGUCUACCCUAAAAAACUACUUGAAGAAAUAGCCCAGAUCGUGGCAAAAUACCCCAGGCUUCUGGUUCUUGCUGAUGAAAUUUAUGAGCACAUAAUUUAUGCACCAGCAACUCACACAAGCUUUGCAUCUUUACCAGGCAUGUGGCAUAGGACUCUAACUGUUAACGGAUUUUCUAAGGCCUUCGCAAUGACUGGAUGGCGUCUUGGAUAUAUUGCUGGUCCAAAGCAUUUUAUUUCCGCGUGUGGAAAGCUUCAGAGUCAGUUCACUUCGGGGGCUUGUAGUAUAUCUCAGAAAGCUGCAGUUGCUGCAUUAGGACUUGGCAAAGCUGGUGGGGAGGCAGUUGCCACGAUGGUGAAAGCGUUUAAGGAGCGGCGGGACUUCUUAGUUAAAAGUUUUAGUGAAAUAGAUGGUGUCAAGAUUUCAGAACCCCAGGGGGCAUUUUAUCUGUUCAUUGAUAUUAGCUUCUUCUACGGAAGAGAAGCUGAAGGAUUUGGCAUAAUUGAGGAUUCUGAGUCAAUGUGUCGAUACUUGCUGGACAAGGGCCAGGUUGCCGUGGUACCCGGGAGUGCAUUCGGAGACGAUAGUUGCAUUCGCAUCUCUUAUGCAGCUUCGCUCUCUACCUUGCAGGCAGCAAUUGAGAGGAUUAAGAAGGCAUUUAUUCCCCUAACCUCUGCAGCCCUUGUGUAACGUCAUUGAAUUGUAUACUGUGUCGGUGUUCUUAUUUUGUGUGUUUCAUUGAGUUGGCAAUUUGUAAGUGUGAUAGAACGCAAUAGCAUUGUGUAAUUCAUGUUAGCCGCUGUUAUUUAGCAGGAUAAAGCUGUUUGUUGGUGUAAUGUGCAAUUGGGUAACGUCCAGUAAAUACUGCUAGCAAAUGAGCUGCUUGCGGAAUUUGAGUUCUGUAAUAUCCUCUUUCACGCUUGACCAGUUAAGCACCUACUUUUCACAA
Molecule: messenger RNA, 1918 nt
Organism: Prosopis cineraria
Lineage: Eukaryota; Viridiplantae; Streptophyta; Magnoliopsida; Fabales; Fabaceae
Product: bifunctional aspartate aminotransferase and glutamate/aspartate-prephenate aminotransferase
Exons: 10
Coding region: 217-1659 (480 amino acids)
Biological process (GO): biosynthetic process
Molecular function (GO): catalytic activity; pyridoxal phosphate binding
Source: RefSeq, a predicted model, not a curated record